This is a messenger RNA of Sclerotinia sclerotiorum 1980 UF-70, 216 nucleotides long. RefSeq lists its product with no specific name. NCBI's taxonomy places the organism in Eukaryota, Fungi, Ascomycota, Leotiomycetes, Helotiales, Sclerotiniaceae. The coding region runs from base 1 to 216 and encodes 71 amino acids. The record is from RefSeq and is a predicted model, not a curated record. The transcript has 2 exons.
AUGGGUGACAUGGUAAAGUACGGUCUUCAAAUUAGAAUCUUCUUGAAAUCGGUAUGCCGUCACAGACAUUUCGUCACAACCCCGGCAGGUAGUGUACUAAAUGUCACCAAGACAUAUACAUUGGAAGGUAUUGUGGGAUCCAAAUCAGAGUCUUCUUUUGAGAUUCGUAUAAACACCACGAGAAGAAAGGUCCAAGGUAUAGAUUUGGAACCUUGA